AGCCUGUCCUACCAGGAGCUCAAAGACCUGAAGAAGGCCAACGUGCUUCACAUUGACGUGCGGGAGAGGUGGGAGAUCGACAGGUUUGGAAAAAUCCCCGAGUCCAUCAACAUACCGCUGGGUGAAUUAACGGAAGCUCUACAAAUGGACCCAACGGAUUUCAAGGAGCAGUAUAAUCAAAAAAUGCCAUCCAAGUCAGACCCUGUGGUUUUCUCCUGUUUGGCAGGAACAAGAAGUAAACAAGCACUUGGUUUUGCCAUGUCCUUGGGUUUCAGCAGAGCUCAGCAUUAUGGUGGUGGCUUUGAUGACUGGGUAAAACAUGAACCUCCAGAAAAGAAAUGAAGAUGACAGCCCCACCCCUUACCCAGUCAAGGCUUCAGGAUGGUUUGGAGGUUUUAGUAAACCACAUGCAUUCUGCUUCCAUAAUAAAGCUCACUCCUGGCUCCUUGUGUAAAUGGACAUUCACCUUCAAACAGCCAUGCAUAGCAACUGCUUGGUUUGAAUUAUACCCAAAGACUAUGACACAAACAGAGGACAUUAAAUUGCUCAACCUUUCAGCCUUUAUUCAGGUUAUGGUUUUGGUGAAUGCAUGUGAAGAGAACCUAAGUGCAAAUUGUGUUUACUUUUUUGUAUAAUGUAGUUUAUGACUGUUUAAACUAAGGAUGAUAAGGCAAAUAAAAUUAUUAUUUCUCAAAUACCUGUGUUGGGAAGUUGGUUUAAAAUAGUCAAACUGCAGAUAUUCUAGUAUCAAGGGGUCAGGGGGACAACAGAAACCUGCUGCUGGCUCUGUUGUGCCAGGCCUCACCAGGACUAACAAUGCCUUUUGAAGAUCAUUAGGGUCAGAGUGUCUAGAGGAUUUCAUGAUUUAGUUAAAUGUACAAUUCAUCAUGCUUAGCUGUAUUGAUAAGCCACCAGACUUCAGCAUACAAAUGAAUAAAGCCAGGCACUCCAAUCAACUUAGUCAGUACUUAGUCAUGAGCAGCCAAUGCUUCCUUUUGUAGCUAAAUUAAUGUUUCUUGGGAACACCUAAAACUACAUAACCACAAAAAAAUAAACAAGUUAUUCUGUGUUACCCCAAGAUCUAUCUAGCCCAUUAUUUUCUGUUUGGCAGCAACUGGUAAUAAACAUCUGAGGAAAAGUAUAAAAGCAGGAUUAGUAUGUAGUGGUACAAUCUCCAGAUUACUCUCAUUUACAACUCAGAGUGCUCCAGGCUUUGCAUGUCUCAGUAUAUUUGGGUAUUUGUAAGUUUUCAACAGAAACUCCCAUCAGACAGAGCAGUGGUGAGAAAUCUUUCCUUUUGUUGCUUCCCAACUUGUCAUGUAUUCAUCAGCUGCUCUGGCUCCUUCUGUCUGAAGUGAGCAGUUGUCACCUAUCAGUCUUCUCACCACCUGUGAUUUUUCUACACCUAUUGUCUAUUCUGAACUGAGUAGCUGUGGGUUGUUUUUUUUUAAUAAUUGGAAAAUUACUGUAUCCCUCUUUUUUAUUUUCCCUUUUUAUUAAUCAUGGUAGUUUUUAUGCAAGAUGUUUCUCAAACUAUUUGUAGCUUUUGAAAUUAGAUGAUCCUUUCUAAUUUGCUUUCCAAAUGAUUGGGUUUGAGUUAAAUACCUUGUCUGAUCCAGUUUCUUUCCUUUGGGAUUUUUCUUUAAGUCUUUUUGGCAUAGAUGGCUUGUGUUUGCUUUGACACUUCAGAGUCACCUGUUGCCAUAUAAUCUGUGAAGAGUUUCAGCUACCUGUCUUUCCACAUUUUUAUGCACCUCUCCUUUGAAGUGAAGCACAAGAAAGGUGAUUUUUAUUCUGCAUGCUUAGUAGCAAGACUGUUGAAUUCACAUUAUGUUCCAUUUCCUGCUGUUCAAAACUACAUCUUUUUAAAACUCUCUUCACUGAAUCCAGCUCUUUUGACUGCACUUUGUUGCCUUUCACUGUUUUUACUGGAAUCAAAGCCUCAUCAUCCCAGUAGAGAAUUGCUUUAAGAAACUUCUAGGUACCAUCAAGAAGUGCCUGACAUUUUAGCUCUGAGAUUUAGGUCCAAUUGUGCUUUAGGUGUGAAGUAAAGUCUGCAAAGACUCUUCAGCAGCAAGAAAAUAUUUAACCACUCUAGCCAGAAUUCUUAAUUAAUUCCCCAAUUCCAAAACAUGAACUUUCCUGGCAGAUUACACGGUAUAUGUGAGAAGACUGAUGCUUACCUAAAGAACAGUUCCUGUUUAAUUACUCCACACAACAAAGGUCAAGUUGCUGUGAUUUAUUUCUGUUCCCCAAGUCCACAUUACAAAUCGCACAUUUUAGACUUCAAGAAAUGAAAGCAAAAUAGCCAAAUUCCACUUCAUCAAUCAAGUGUCUAUAAAAAGUAUGGAUCAAAUGGAAACCAAGUAGCAAAGACCAAAAUGUAUAUUUUUUCCACCUCACCAAAGUAUCUGGGGUUGGUUCACAUAAUGGUUUAUGGAAAUAACCUGAACAGAAAUAAAUGCUAGUAGCCUAAUGGGCUACAUAGAAGAACACUUCAGUUAUAUUUCACUGGAUGACCAGUCAAUUACAAAGACAGGUAUUUGCAAAAACAGCUGGGGAUUUUUUUAAGGGGCCAGUUUUUUGAACCAAGACACAUCACAGAGCACACAUUUUUCAUCUCCCUCCAGGAUUUCAAAGCAGUGAAAUGUGUUGUUCCAGGAAAACAAAAAAAAAAACCAAAA
This is a messenger RNA of Zonotrichia albicollis (white-throated sparrow), 2684 nucleotides long. NCBI's taxonomy places the organism in Eukaryota, Metazoa, Chordata, Aves, Passeriformes, Passerellidae. The record is from RefSeq and is a predicted model, not a curated record.